UCCACCAUUAAUAAACACACAAGUCCAAGCCUGUGUGCUGAAAGGCAGGAGUAGUAUCGCAGGAGCCUGGAUUAGCAUCCAGUCUUCGUAAAAGGUUUCUUGAGAGAGAAAAUAUAUACAUUGCAGAGAGAGAUGGGAGUUUUGAUUUGUCUCGUGAUGCUAGCCGUCGCUACGACGGCAAGCUCCUGCCCGCCGGCGGACCGGGCGGCGCUGAUGAACUUCAAAGCGGCUCUCAACGAGCCUUACUUGGGAAUACUGAACUCCUGGACCGGCUCUGACUGCUGCCAGGGCUGGUACGGCGUCAGCUGCGACCCGACUGCCGGCCGGGUCGCCGACAUUGCACUCCGCGGCGAAUCCGAGGAUCCGAUCUUCGAGAAGGCCGGCCGGACUGGCUUCAUGACCGGUUCGCUUUCGCCCUCCCUCUGCAAGCUCGACCGCCUCACCACCCUCGUCGUCGCCGACUGGAAGGGCAUUUCCGGUGAGAUUCCGUCCUGCCUCACCUCCCUCCCCAACCUCCGGAUCCUGGACCUCGUCGGCAACAAAAUCUCCGGCCAGAUUCCAUCCGACAUUGGCCGGCUGAGUCACCUCGCCGUCCUUAACGUCGCCGACAACCUCAUUUCCGGCCCCAUCCCCGCCUCCAUCGUCAACCUCCAGAGCCUCAUGCACCUCGAUCUCAGCAGUAACCGGCUCUCCGGCGCAAUCCCGGCCGAUCUCGGCAAGCUAAAGAUGAUGAGCCGGGCCUUACUGAGCCGGAACCAGCUCACGGGCCCAAUCCCCAGCUCCAUUGCCAACAUCUACCGACUCGCCGACCUGGACCUCUCCGCGAACCGGAUCACCGGUUCGAUCCCUCCCCAAAUCGGCUCAAUGCGGGUUCUCUCCACCCUGAAGCUCGACAACAACGAAAUCUCCGGUGAGUUACCAGCAUCCUUGCUGAGUAACCCCGGUUUAAGCAUCAUGAAUCUGAGCCGAAACUCUCUGGAAGGUUACAUCCCGGACGUCUUCUGCUCGAAAUCAUAUUUCACGUCGCUGGAUUUAUCUUUCAAUAACUUGAAGGGUUCGAUCCCGAAGUCGCUAUCGUCGGCGAGUUACAUAGGCCACAUGGAUCUCAGCCACAACCACCUGUGCGGGCGGAUUCCAGCGAGUUCGGCGUUCGACCACCUCGAAGCGUCGUCGUUUAUGGACAACGAUUGCCUCUGUGGAAUGCCGUUGCGAACAUGCUAAUGCGUUCCCGGCAGAACAUGAUUCAAUAUUGGGUACUGUGAAUUUGACGUGGGGGUUGUAAGUGUAAUUUUAUUUAAAUAUCAUAAUGGUUCAAUUGUUAUAAAAAAAAAAAUUUAAUAAUGGUGGUGUGCGAGCGAAAGGAGUAAAAUGACGUGGGCUUGCACGUGAAAAUCUGAGUCAGCUUUAUAGGCAGACAAGGGUAAAAGCGUCACGUGAGUUUGCCAUAUCAUAUCAAUCUGUACGUAAUCAUGAUUCUUA
Molecule: messenger RNA, 1479 nt
Organism: Diospyros lotus (date-plum)
Lineage: Eukaryota; Viridiplantae; Streptophyta; Magnoliopsida; Ericales; Ebenaceae
Product: DNA damage-repair/toleration protein DRT100-like
Exons: 1
Coding region: 133-1221 (362 amino acids)
Molecular function (GO): protein binding
Source: RefSeq, a predicted model, not a curated record